AGCCGCAGGGGGUUGUCCGCCCGCGGCACGCACAGCAGCCGCAGCCACCUCGCGCCCGGUCCCUCGGUCGCAGCUCGAGCCGCAGCUUUCGCGCCGUCGCCUCAGCCGCUCGCUUCGUGGGUCGGUCCUUCCGGCACACGGGCUCCAGCCGCGCCCGCAGCCGCCCUCCGAGCCUUUCAGGCCGCCCCGGUCUCCUCGCCCGGCCCGACCCAGCCCGUGAAGAUGGUGGACCGCGAGCAACUGGUGCAGAAAGCCCGGCUGGCGGAGCAGGCGGAGCGCUACGACGACAUGGCCGCGGCCAUGAAGAACGUGACAGAGCUGAAUGAGCCACUGUCCAAUGAAGAAAGAAACCUUCUCUCUGUGGCCUACAAGAAUGUAGUUGGGGCACGCCGUUCUUCCUGGAGGGUCAUUAGUAGCAUUGAGCAGAAGACAUCUGCAGAUGGUAAUGAGAAGAAGAUAGAGAUGGUCCGUGCUUACCGUGAAAAAAUAGAGAAGGAGUUGGAGGCCGUAUGUCAGGAUGUGCUGAGCCUGCUGGAUAACUACCUGAUCAAGAAUUGCAGUGAGACCCAGUAUGAGAGCAAAGUGUUUUACCUGAAGAUGAAAGGGGACUACUACCGCUACCUGGCCGAAGUCGCCACUGGAGAGAAGAGGGCGACCGUCGUGGAGUCAUCUGAGAAGGCCUACAGCGAAGCCCAUGAGAUUAGCAAGGAGCACAUGCAGCCCACUCACCCCAUUAGAUUAGGCCUGGCCCUUAACUACUCCGUUUUCUACUAUGAGAUCCAGAACGCCCCAGAGCAAGCCUGCCACUUGGCCAAGACCGCUUUUGAUGACGCCAUUGCCGAGCUCGACACACUCAACGAGGACUCCUACAAGGACUCCACGCUCAUCAUGCAGCUCCUCCGCGACAACCUCACGCUCUGGACAAGCGAUCAGCAAGACGACGACGGUGGAGAAGGCAACAAUUAAGGCCCCCAGCUGGACUGGCAGCGCACGCUGAUGCUACUACCGCAGUCUUUAUUUUUCCCAUGAGUUGGGGUCGGGUGGGGGAGGGAAAGGGAGCGAUGACCUUCCUAGGGAGAAACCCACGACCUGUCCUGUCUUUGAUCGCCUCUUUGACAUUUUUGCCAAAAUACCACUAGUGGAAAGUCAGGCUAGCUGUGCUGGUAUUGGAAUAGCAGCCUCACGCUGGCAUAUGGACUGUUCUGUAGAUUAAUGCAAGUGGAGCUGUCCUUAAUUUAACUUAUUGCUAGAAAAUAGGGUUUUAAGAUGAAAAGAAAGCUUAAACGGAAUAGCCCUCAUUCAGUAAGUUCUGUGGUUCCAGUAAGGAUUUUUAUGUACAUAUGCUCUUGUCUUUUAAGUUCUGGGUACUUUCUAGCUCAUCUGUUUCAGCUGUGCAUUUUGUUUUUCAGGGUGUACUCUACCAGACAUGGAAUAGUUAAAAUCCCAAGCUGAUAGACUUAGAACAUAAGGUAUAUUUAUCCUUGUGGUUUAGGCCUUGCCAGUUUUCAGAAGUUUCUGAUUAGUUGACAGUAUUAACACUAAAUUGCAGUUUACAGUAUUUCUACAUUACAGCCAUAUGUGACAUCAAGCCAUUGAUUGUGUGUUUUUCUUAUUUUGGCUUUUACAUCCUUAUUCAGUCUCAUCCAGGUUGGUUUUGCUGUUAUCUAUCUCCUAGGCCAAAAGGCUUGCCUGAGGAGAAUCAGAGCUACUUUAGGUUUUGUUUAAUAGGUGCUUGGCAGAUGGCUGUGGGAUUUUUGUCCUUCUUUCUUCUUAACUUAAAUCCACCACAAAAAUGAUUAAUCACUUUAAUAGAAACGUUAAACACCACAAAAAUAGAGAAAAUUCAGGUCUGUAUGUCAUUUAUUGUGCUGAUAUUUCCAGAGAAAUCCUGAUUUUUUUCAGCUGCCAUAGCUCCUUCCUCAGGGACUGCACUGCUGUCUCACUCCUCACUUGAGUCUUCCCUACUGUACCUUGUGCCCAGGGCAUGCACUCGGGUGGGUUGAAAAGCUGUUGGGUUGUAGAAGUUGGCGGUCGUUUUGAGAAAGUUUGUGGUGCAGUGUGUGAAAAUUCAGGUGCUAGGAGCUUACUGGUAGAAAAAUCCUAAAGGAAGAGCUCUAUUCAUAAACAUUCUGUCCGAUUUCGGGAGCCUCGUGUGUCAGUUUUUCCUCCCUAAAAACAAUCCUUCCCCAAAUAAUCGUUGUAGGAAAAUAAACUAAAAUAAUUAUCAGAUAAUAAAUACUUAACUCCUAUUUGACCAAAACUUUUUUAUGUAUCUUUUUCCUUUUUAAUGAAAGCAUAGAAGUUGGAAAUUGAUUUGUGCCAUCUGUACACGUUUUAGAAUUGAAGGGAAACCACGAUGCUAUUUCCACAAGUUUGUUUCAGUUAGCCUUAGGUCCUCGGUUCUCAUUUUGGAUAAGUCUUAACACACGACCUGUUGCAUGUGCAUUCAGCCUUUUUUAUAAGGUCAGUAACAGCGUGAACUGCUGAGAUAGGUAAUGACACCAGACUUGUUUGUUUCUUUGUUUUAUUUAGGCAGGGAGAGGAAUGAGUAGUAAUUGAGGAAAACCUGACAGUUGCUUUUGCUAAAACCAGAAUGGAGCUUCCAGUUGUGAAAUGCACGUGUUGACCAGGAUCCAGGUGGCAGUGAAGAUAGAAGAGUGUGACGAUGCUCUGUAAUGUGGCACAGUUACCCAGCAUGACUUUCCUUAGAAGGCCCCCUCCAUACGCUAGAGCGGAAGUCCCAACUAACCAAACCUACCAGGAGAACUAACAGAAGGAGAGCUUCAUAGUUUCUGUGCCCUAACAGGGGCCUAAGGUCAAUGCCACGGAUGGGAACAGAUUUGCGGGGGGGGGAGGGUGUAGGUGGGGUUUUCCUUAAUUUAUCUUCAUGUCCAGUGAGCAGUGUUGUGUCCUUCCUUGUAGCAUUUGGAAAUGAUUUACUGGAAUUACAAAACCUAUUUUUCUUUUAAAUUUCAGCUUUGGCUCUGGCUGCUUUUUAGAAUAAUGCAAGGUAAAACCAUAUCUGAGGGCUAAAAAUGAAGGAGGGAAUGGGAGACUUGAUAUUUAAGCAGCUUGAAUGGUUUAUUUUCUUUUCUUUAUUUUUAAAGAAAUGCACUUGCCUAUGAUGCUGUCUCUCCAGUGAAAUGAUUACUCCUCCAUUACUCUAUUGAUACAAUAUUGUGCAUGCUAGUGUUGUAUUUCUAUACAGUAGCUUGAAAUUUAUUAACUUAUACUGUAGGUGUUAUGUAUUCCUAUGACAAAAAAAAAUUAAGUCUUCAAAUUUUUUAAAGUUUUUUUAAUUUAAUUUUUCCUUUUGGGGGUAAAUUUUGCUCUACCAAAUAGUGAUCGUAACAAAUUGAUCUGUUUUGGAUGUUGCUAUAGUGACAUGCAGUUAUAUAUUUUGUUUUUAAGUGGGGGGGGAAGCAAAAGAAACACCAGUGUUAGCUUAAUCUUAAUGUCUGGUGUUUGUCAUGGUGAAAUUAUAAUUAUUACAGUGUAGGAGAACAACGAAUAUGUUCUCUGAAUGAGCCUUUGUGCUUUUUGUCAUGUUAUGCAGUGAACUAUUUUUAAGGUCUAAUCAGUGAUUAUUUUUCCAACUCCGUGUUUCUCUAAGGAAUUAUUUCACACACGGACCAUUCUUAGCAGUUUUCCUCAGUGAUGGAAUAUCAUGAAUGUGAGUCAUUAUGUAGCUGUCGUACAUUGAGCAAAUAAACUUACAGAUCUGAUGUCGGUGCUAGUUUUA
This is a messenger RNA of Balaenoptera acutorostrata (minke whale), 3742 nucleotides long. RefSeq names its product tyrosine 3-monooxygenase/tryptophan 5-monooxygenase activation protein gamma (gene YWHAG). Lineage: Eukaryota; Metazoa; Chordata; Mammalia; Artiodactyla; Balaenopteridae. Gene Ontology annotation, biological process: signal transduction. Gene Ontology annotation, molecular function: protein kinase C binding. The record is from RefSeq and is a predicted model, not a curated record. Gene Ontology annotation, cellular component: cytoplasm. The coding region runs from base 223 to 966 and encodes 247 amino acids. The transcript has 2 exons.